Molecule: messenger RNA, 917 nt
Organism: Eruca vesicaria subsp. sativa (arugula)
Lineage: Eukaryota; Viridiplantae; Streptophyta; Magnoliopsida; Brassicales; Brassicaceae
Source: the annotation of a GenBank genome assembly
GAAAAGUCUACUUUAUGAUGCAUUUCCAGAGGAAUGUAACAUUCGUUACCUUUUGGGUCGCCGCUUUUUUGGUUUCCAUAACCUUCGGAUCGGCGCUGGCGGUCAAUUCUGGUAGCGUAAGGAGGAAGUUUCUUCCGCAGGAGUAUUCAAUCUUCUCAUCCAAAGAGUCUGCUCGAUGCAACGACUAUGUUCUAAUAGAAGAUGGCAAAAUGAGUUUAUGUUUAGACAAAGCCAGAGGGACGAGGACUAUAAUGUUAUCUGGCAAGGAACUUGAUCUCACAUUCGACACCUUUUGGCAAUUCAUCUCAGAUCCUGAUUCGAGGUUUGAAAAAGUCCCACGACUUUUCAAAUUGUGUCCUUUCAAGAUCUACGGUUUGCUGAAGGCUAAAUUCCUCUCUCCUGAUACUCGUUACUCGGCUUACAUAGUCUACAAGGCAAAGGAUCAAAUUCCAGAUGUCCAAAAAAGCUUUGGAGUUGGAGUGAUUCUACAUGAAACUCUGGAAGGAAAGAAGUUUGAAAGGCUGCAGCUAACGAAGAUAGAGAAGAGGGCCGAUGGGUGGGUGGAGGCAAAGUUUGGAGAAUUCUUAAACGAUGGAGGGUUCAUGGAUGAUCACAAUGAAAUUUGGUUUUCUAUUGAUGAAAUCAAGUACAGCUAUUGGACGCCUGGGUUGAUCAUUCAAGGCAUUGAGUUCCGGCCUGUGAAAAAGGUCUGGUGAAGUAAGAUUCACACCAUGGACAAGUGUACGGUUUGAGCUAGUGUUAUGUGUUUAUGUAUCAAACCAAAACAUAUUGUAACAGAAAUUUAAUGGUUGUUUGAAUUGUGAUUAUUUAAUGUUUUUGAUUUUUCUUUCUUUUGAUGUUUUUGUCACUCUAACAUAUAUGUACCAGUUCAAUAUGAGUGUGUGUGUGUGUUUUUU